AUGAGUGUAAACAAUCAAACUGUCAUUUCCAAGUUCCUCCUCCUGGGCCUGCCCAUUCCCCUAGAGCACCAGCACCUGUUCUAUGUCCUGUUCUUAGCCAUGUACCUCACCACUGUCCUGGGGAACCUGCUCAUCGUCAUCCUCAUUCUACUGGACUCCCAUCUCCACACACCCAUGUACUUGUUUCUCAGCAACUUGUCCUUCUCUGACCUCUGCUUCUCCUCUGUCACAAUGCCCAAAUUGCUGCAGAACAUGCAGACUCAGGACCCAUUCAUCUCCUAUGUGGAUUGUCUCAUACAAAUGUACUUUUUUAUGGUUUUUGGAGACAUGGAGAGCUUGCUUCUUGUGGUCAUGGCCUAUGACCGCUAUGUGGCCAUCUGCUUCCCCCUUCAUUAUACCAGCAUCAUGAGUCCCAAGCACUGUGCUUGUUUGUUGCUGCCACUGUGGAUGCUGGCCACAUUCAAUGCUGUGAUUAAUACCCUGCUCAUGGCUAGAUUGUCUUUUUGUGAGAACAAUGUAAUUCCCCACUUUUUCUGUGACAUACCUUCACUUCUGGAACUGGCCUGCUCAGAUACGUAUGUCAAUGAGUUGAUGAUAUUUAUCUCAGGAGGGCCCAUCAUUCUUGUACCAUUCCUAUUAAUUGUUAUGUCCUAUGCACAGAUUGUUUCAUCCAUUCUCAAGGUUUCUUCCUCCCAGGGCAUCCACAAAGUCUUCUCUACUUGUGGGUCCCACUUGUCAGUAGUGUCUUUGUUUUAUGGGACAGUUAUUGGUCUCUACUUCUGUCCAUCAGCUAAUAACUCUACUGUGAAGGAGACUGUCAUGGCUAUGAUGUACACAGUGGUGACUCCCAUGCUGAACCCUUUCAUCUACAGCCUGAGGAACAGAGACAUAAAGGGGGCCCUGAUAAAAGUUAUCUGCAGUAAGAAAAUCUCUUUGUAA
This is a messenger RNA of Mesocricetus auratus (golden hamster), 939 nucleotides long. RefSeq names its product olfactory receptor 1496-like. The transcript has a single exon. The record is from RefSeq and is a predicted model, not a curated record. Gene Ontology annotation, molecular function: G protein-coupled receptor activity; olfactory receptor activity. Gene Ontology annotation, biological process: G protein-coupled receptor signaling pathway. Lineage: Eukaryota; Metazoa; Chordata; Mammalia; Rodentia; Cricetidae. Gene Ontology annotation, cellular component: membrane. Bases 1 to 939 code for a protein of 312 amino acids.